CUUUGGGUGGAUGCUAUCUGUACCAACCAAGAUGACGUGCCCGAGAAAAACAACCAAGUCCAACCCAUGAAAGACAUUUACGAGCAAGCUUCGAAGGUGAUAGCUUGGCUCGGACUGGGGGACGGUGAUACUGGUGAUCUCUUCGACUUUCUAACUGGGCUUUCAGAACAAGAUCUAGAGUGCAUAUCUACCGGCAGUCUGCCGCUGCAUGUGUCCGAAGCAUCAGCGACGGUAAAACGAUUCUUCAGUUUCGGCGACAAACAUCCACAGGCGGCUUUCAACCUAGCAUGGAUUGCACAAGAAGUCCUCCUGGCUUGUCGUCUCGAGUUUGUCUGUGGCCUCAAGCGGGCCCCUUGGAAGAUAUGGGCUCGAUACAUCGACAUGAUU
Cladophialophora psammophila CBS 110553 is the source of this 387-nucleotide messenger RNA. RefSeq lists its product as uncharacterized. The transcript is spliced from 2 exons. The record is from RefSeq and is a predicted model, not a curated record. Lineage: Eukaryota; Fungi; Ascomycota; Eurotiomycetes; Chaetothyriales; Herpotrichiellaceae. The annotation marks the transcript as partial.